AUGAAGCAGCAGGACCCUGACUCGAGGGAGCAAGCGUGCAUGCUGUGUCACCGGGCAGAGGCUGACCCGGCCAUCUGUGGGUGCAAAAAGGCGAAGAAAGGGCUCUGUGCCCACACGUAUUGCCUGUUUCUUGCCAGCGGGCUUUUUCCACAAGAGAGCAGGAAUGGGUUUCUCGUUGAGGACACCAGACGCGCAAUCCAGGAGGCAGCCCAGAAGCGCUGCUUCGUUUGCGGCGAGACAGGUGCCACCAUCACCUGCCGGGAUAAGGGGUGCAACCGCAGCUUCCAUCUCCCCUGCGCCUCAGAGGGUGAAUGUGUCACCCAGUUCUUCGGGCUGUACAGGUCCUUCUGCUGGCAGCACCGCCCAGAGCAGGCAGUGCAGGCCAGUCCAGGGCAGAACAGCACCUGCAUCAUCUGCCUGGGCCUCGUGGAGGACAAAAAGUCCUACCACACCAUGGUGUGCCCAGCAUGCCAACGCGCCUGGUUCCACCGGAGCUGCAUCCAGAAACAGGCUAUCCACGCUGGCGCCUGCUUCCGCUGCUUGCGUUGCCAAAACAAAGAUCAGUUCGUGAUGGAAAUGCUCGCCAUGGGGAUUCGAAUCUCCAAGAGACAACCAUCAUGGGACAGUGACCGAGCAUUCGGACUGAUAUAUCAGAGGCACAUCUGCUGCAAUGCCAGCAAGUGCCUUUGUCUGGGAGGCAGGGAGCAGGCAGAGGAAGAGGGGUCCUGGCAACUGCUCCUGUGCAGCUCCUGCGCUGUCAAAGGCAUCCACCUACGCUGCUCCUACUUGAGGAACAGUGCAACCACCUGGGAGUGCGACUGCUGUGCUGGCCUGGGCACUGCCUCCAGUGACAAUUCAGAGCUUGCCGGCCCCAGCACCGCCAGCCAGACAGCACCACUGGGGCCAUCCUGCAGCUCCCCAGUGCCUGAAAGCAGCAGCCGCUCCAGCCACCCUGGGCCAGACCGGAUCCGACACCGCUCACGGUUACAACGGCGGGCGCAAAAGCCAUACAGCCGGCCUGCGAAACACUGCAGGAACAGCUGUGUGCCAGCCCCAACUGUGGUGGAACUGGUGCCAGUACCAGUUCUGUGCAGCCAUGAUGGGGAGCUGUCAGGAAAAUUUGGCAACUGGCCCGUGCCGAUCGAGUGUCCCUUUGUGGGGGUCCCCGGGAGCUGCGAUCAGAACCUUCAUCCGGAGGAGAGCCGUUCGCCUCGUGACCUCACAAAGAAAAUCCAAGAGCAGAAGGAGGAACUGGGCCUGAUGGCAGACCUGAGGUCCAGAACUCGCUACUACAGGCCAGAGAUCAGUCUUGGUCUUGCUGUCGGGGAAGCGAAGCUCUGCGGCGUUCACGUGCCCCUUCCUGGGGAGCGCCGGUGGGGCCGUGCCGGGGGUCCGUCCUGGACGUGGGGAAGGAUAGCGAGGCAGCAGGCGGGCGUCCUUCCCUGCGGGGUCUGCCAGUGCAAGGGGUACGCCGGCGGUUAG
Messenger RNA from Gymnogyps californianus (California condor), 1482 nucleotides. Its product is annotated as PHD finger protein 7-like. The coding region runs from base 1 to 1482 and encodes 493 amino acids. Gene Ontology annotation, cellular component: nucleus. The transcript has 11 exons. Lineage: Eukaryota; Metazoa; Chordata; Aves; Accipitriformes; Cathartidae. The record is from RefSeq and is a predicted model, not a curated record.